AUGGGACAAAUUCUAUCACAACCAAUUACUGAGAAACACUCAGAAGAAGGCCAAGACAAGUACUUGGCGUAUGGUUUGUCCAGUAUGCAAGGUUGGAGAAUCAAUAUGGAGGAUGCCCAUGCUACAGUAUUAGACUUGAAUAAAUUUAGUGAUGAUGAAGAUGUUGCCAGUAAAGAUGAGGGGGGCAGAGAUGAUGACGAUGAUGAUAGUAAUGAUAAAGAGGCGGAUAGUAAAAAGGAAACCAACCAUUCAUCAGUCAACAAACAUGAAUCAAAGGCGAGCCAGGAUGAAAAUGCCGACUAUGUCGCGUUUUUUGGUGUCUAUGAUGGACAUGGUGGGGAAAAGGCUGCCAUUUUCACAGGGGAACAUUUGCACAAAAUUAUUAGAGCCACAUCUCUGUACCAAGGAAAAGACUACACCAACGCAUUAAAGCAAGGAUUCUUGGAUUGUGACCAGGCCAUAUUGAAGGAUAUCUACAUGCGUGAUGACGAUAGUGGAUGUGCUGCAACCACGGUACUCAUUACCCCUGAACGUAUCUUUUGUGGUAAUGCCGGAGACUCGCGUACCAUAAUGUCCGUCAAUGGAGUCGCAAAAGCCCUAUCAUUUGAUCACAAGCCUUCUUUGGAAGGGGAAAAAUCGCGUAUAAUGGCUGCUGGUGGAUACGUUGAUGCAGACAGAGUCAAUGGUAAUUUGGCUCUUUCGCGAUCGAUUGCCGAUUUUGAAUUCAAGAAAUCGGUUGACCUUCCUCCGGAAGAACAAGUUGUUACGUGUUACCCCGACGUGAUUACUCAUCAAAUAAACUUAGACCAGGACGAGUUUGUCGUGUUGGCAUGUGAUGGUAUUUGGGACUGUAUGCACCCUCAACAAGUGAUUGAUUUCAUAAGGAGGGCCAUUCGUGAGGAUAAACCACUUGAGAAAAUUUGUGAGGAGAUUAUGGACCUUUGUUGUUCUCCAACUUCUGAUGGUUCUGGUAUAGGUUGCGAUAACAUGUCCAUAGUAAUUGUGGCUCUAUUACGCGAUGGAGAAGGUAUUGAAGGAUGGAGGAAAAGGUUGACUGAAAGAAUUGGCGACAAGGAUUUUGGGGAUUCGUUUUUGAAACCAGAACAUCCAAGAUGUGGAAGAAUCGAAGAUGGGGGCGAAGAAGAGGAGCCCGAAACUGGUGCUACAAUUUCUUUAGAGCAGUUGUUGGCAGGUAAUGCUGUUACGACUGAAAACGGAGUGGUUUAUUUGGAUACAGCCUCGGCCCAGUCGUUGUUGGAGAGAUUUAAAUAG
Messenger RNA from Lodderomyces theae, 1272 nucleotides. It is a transcript of the gene PTC2, whose product is annotated as type 2C protein phosphatase. Lineage: Eukaryota; Fungi; Ascomycota; Pichiomycetes; Serinales; Debaryomycetaceae. Bases 1 to 1272 code for a protein of 423 amino acids. Gene Ontology annotation, biological process: protein dephosphorylation. The transcript has a single exon. The record is from RefSeq and is a predicted model, not a curated record. Gene Ontology annotation, molecular function: protein serine/threonine phosphatase activity; cation binding.